This is a messenger RNA of Corythoichthys intestinalis (scribbled pipefish), 3329 nucleotides long. RefSeq names its product progesterone receptor-like. Gene Ontology annotation, biological process: positive regulation of transcription by RNA polymerase II; nuclear receptor-mediated steroid hormone signaling pathway; male gonad development. NCBI's taxonomy places the organism in Eukaryota, Metazoa, Chordata, Actinopteri, Syngnathiformes, Syngnathidae. The record is from RefSeq and is a predicted model, not a curated record. Gene Ontology annotation, cellular component: nucleus; chromatin. Bases 138 to 2180 code for a protein of 680 amino acids. The transcript has 9 exons. Gene Ontology annotation, molecular function: estrogen response element binding; nuclear receptor activity; zinc ion binding.
UUCUUCCCUGUUGAGGGCUGAACUACGUCGGUGGCUCAUCCAAACUUCCUUUCCCCUGAUAUGAGCACAGAUUCAUUUCGUGGCGUUUGCUAGUAAAUUCGUGUAGAGCUGCCUGAGCACUUCUUGAUCGAGUUGGGAUGGAUUUUCGCUCCGCUCUGUCCGACUUUGAGAAGCCGGCCAACUCCAGAACACGAAAGGAGCGAGAUCACUUGGACACCUGCGCGUGCGCGACCACCGCUGAGCUCAGCAGGGCCGUGUCCGUGUCCCUGGGCUUGGAUGCCUCGUCUUCACCGCUCAACGGUAACGCCAACCUCAGCGCCGCCGGUGCAUUUAGUGACUGCGAGGCGGCCGUGGGUCACUCUCAGAGUUCGCGACCAGAGUUCGGCGUGCUUCGGAACAUGGAGUGGCGGGGCCACGGCGACCCGAGAGAGGACGAGUUCACAGACGUGUGCCACGCAAUCCAGCAGGUGAGCUGCAUGGACCUCUUAAAAUCUGGCGAAGAUGACAGCGCACGUACUGUGACGCGCGGUUCGGUGAUUUCCACCUUUGUCAGCAAGGAGUCCAACUUAUUUGCGAACACGUCCGCGGAACCCGCCUCCCAAAUGGACCAUCUGUUCGCUCUCAAACCAUAUUCCGCCUGCGCUGUUCACCCCAAUUUUUACCGAGAUUUCCCGGGAGUGUUGUACUCUAAUAAUGAGCACGCGUGCGGUGACCGAGUGGAGCCGGAGGGGGCUCCGUAUCAUUUGGAGUGUAAAUAUUGUAACUGUGGACAAGCCAGCGUUGGAUCGAUGCACGACUGCCGCUGUGUCUGGCGCAAGAAGGACGAGCAGAGUAAAGGAGGCAUGCGAGCUGGAGCAACGAUGGCGCAAGGCUACGGCCAAGUGGAAAGUUACCCAAGUGAACAUUUUCCCGGACAGCGCACUUAUCCAUCAAUCAAGACUGAGUUGCCCGCGUGGAUGGACUGCACAGAAAGGGGCUUCAGGCCUGAAGACCUGUUUCCUGGCGUGUUCCUCUCAGACCGGCGGGUGUGCCAGGUGUGUGGGGAUGAUGCCUCAGGUUGUCAUUAUGGAGCAGUUACCUGUGGCAGCUGUAAAGUAUUCUUCAAGAGAGCAGCCGCUGGUAAACAAAAUCACCUGUGCGCCAGCCGAAACGACUGCACUAUUGACAAGCUGAGGCGGAAAAACUGUGCUUCGUGUCGCUUAAAGAGGUGCUUCAUGUCAGGAAUGAGCCUCAAAGGUCGCCGGCUGAAGGGCGUUGGCCAGACGAGGAGUGGAGAAGAGGAGCAACCUUCUGCUGCCUGGGGGCAUGGAGAAGGAGGAGAGAGGCCAGGCAUGACGGAUGUGAUGUUGGGGCAAGGAAAUGCACUUUCCCGGGCUCAAGCAUCUCAGGCUGUGGUUGUAAAUAUCCCCCCAAGUAUCCGUUCCUGCCUAUCACUGCUUAGUGUGCUCCAGUCCAUUGAACCUGCCGUCGUCAAUGCUGGGCAUGACCCUGCCCUUCCAGACAGUGCCGCCUCCCUGCUCACCAGCCUUAAUGAGCUCGGUGAGAGACAACUUGUCACAGUUGUACGCUGGGCCAAGGCAAUGCCAGGGUUCCGCAACUUACACGUAGAUGACCAGAUGACAGCAAUUCAGUUGUCCUGGAUGGGGGUCAUGGUGUUCGCUCUGGGGUGGAGGUCCUACACCCAAACCAACAGCUCAAUGCUCUACUUUGCUCCAGACCUUGUUUUCAAUGACCAGCGGAUGCAGAUAUCCAGUAUGUAUGAGCACUGUGUGCGAAUGAAGGUUCUGUCCCAACGCUUCUGUAUGCUGAAGGUCACCCAGGAGGAGUUCCUGUGCAUGAAGGCACUGGUCCUCGUUAGCAUUAUGCCAGUGGAGGGCUUGAAGAACCAGCAAUGCUUUGAUAAUCUGCGGGCCUCCUACAUCAAGGAACUGGAGCGCUUGGCCAGUCACCGUGGGGAGACCACCCGGACACAGAGGUUGUUUCAGCUCACGCAGCUGCUGGAUUACCUCCAAUCGAUUGUGAAGAAGUUGCAUCAGUUCACUUACGAGCUGUUCAUUGAAGCUCAGUCCCUGCAGACCCGCGUCAACUUCCCGGAGAUGAUCUCAGAGAUCGUAAGCGUCCAUGUGCCCAGGAUCCUCUCAGGCAUGGUCAAACCCAUCUUAUUCCAUAAUUCCGACUAGAAAGGGUCCUCUUUCAUUGUGCUAUUUGUCACUUGAGCUCCGACACACCCUCCUUUGAACAGUUGUGGUAAAAAUGUCAAGAAUGAUGACUCUGCUGUCGUCCAGUGGGUGAUGGAAGGGCACAGACGUACCACAUCUGGGUGAAAACGGAACUGAGCUCCUUCCUGUCCAAUGAAAUGAAAUCUAAUCAUAUCUACUCUGUUCUUUGUGCCUGCUCUGUGUCAAGUGCAUAAAAUGUGUCUGUGGCCUACAAUGGCAACACAAUCUUGAAAUGUUGAGAGGUAAGUUGGAAGUGACAAGAUAUUAUUUGAUGAGUUAACUCAUUUAUGAGCACUUACUUUGUUAUGCACUUGCAUUUUAACGUCCUGUAUUGAAUGUGCACCUUAUUCCACAUAUGUUUAACUGACUGCCUACAUGCUGAGAUGCUAAAAGCUUUUUGAUGAACUCGUCUAAGUGUCCUUGAGCAAGAUACUGUGAACCCCACGUUGCUCCUGGUGCUGCGUCACCAGUAGGUGGAUGGCAAGAUGUGUAAAGCGCUUUGAGCGCCUUGAAAGGUGGAAAAGCGCUAUAUAACACCAUUUACCAUUUUUAAAACACUUCUCAAAGCAAUGUUCUGUCUACAUAUUUGUACAAUUUUGUGGGUCACUUGAUGUAAAACGUGAACCACACAGACUAGUAGCUAAGCAAACUUUACUUUUGCUAGUUUAUUUUGAAUGUAAUACAAAUUUUCCACUGUUGGAACUUUUCUACAAGUGUGCUUUCUUAAAGUGUUCUUUGCAAGUGCUUUUUGUGUAUCACCAUAUAUUCAUUGUAGCAUCUGAUUGUGCGCUAUGUGCUUCAGCAAAAAACAUCCAACCAAGAACCUAUUAUUCUGUGACAUAAUAAAAACAGGAUCAUGAGAGUAUUUGUUUGUAUGACAACGAUGAAGACAAGUUGUAUUUAUGUUCAAUAUAACAAUGUACAGCUGAAGGUUAGUAAUGACGAGGUUUUCAGAUGCAGGUUGAGGAAUUUGUUGCAUUUCACUGUGUUAUACAACUAUAACCAUGUUUGUGACAAGUAGGAGUGGGAACCUCUUGAUGCCUCACGAUACGAUACGCGAUACAAAGCUCACGAUAACGAUGAUCUGACGAUACAACGAUUAUCGAUACA